AUGAAAGGCUCCCGGAUCUAUAUUCCCCAGUGCUUGGUGGCCGAUACUCUUCAGCGUCUUCACGCCGGUCACCAGGGCGUCACCCGUACAACCCAACACGCCACAGUGUCAGUCUGGUUUCCUGGCAUCACCGCACGCAUUAAGGCUCUCGUGCAAGAUUGUAGCACUUGCAAGGCCUUCCGCCCGCCGCCGGUCGAGCCACUGCUCGCUCACCCCACACCGCCUCGCGCGUGGCACACCAUUGGCGCGGACCUCUGCCAGCUCUACCGCGCUCAGUACCUGGUGGUGGUGGACUAUUAUUCCCGCUAUCCAGAAAUUGCGUCCCUCACUUCCACGACAUCAGCACGGAUCAUCGACCAUCUCCACUCAAUCUUCGCCCGACAUGGCAUUCCAGCUGUCCUUCGAUCGGACAACGGUCCCCAGUUCUCGUCCGCUGAGUUUGCCCGGUUUGCAACCAGGGCCGGCUUCCAUCACAUCACUAGUAGCCCUCACUACGCACAGUCAAACGGCGAGGUUGAGCGUGCCGUCCGCACCGUGAAGGCGUUCCUGAAGAAGUCCGCCUCAGCAGCUGACUUAUAUGAUGCCUUGCUGGCAUAUCGGUCGACACCCCUCAGUUUCGCGCCGUACAGCCCGGCGGAGCUACUCAUGGGUCGCCGCCUCGCAACGCCGGUUCCAUCACAGUCAGCCCAGCUCCAGCCCAGCUCAGUGGACACGGAUGCCUUCCGUGCAGCCGACACAGCGCAACGCCAGAAGUCCGGAGCUCAGUACGACCUGCGGCACAGAUUCCUCUAG
Messenger RNA from Sycon ciliatum, 792 nucleotides. RefSeq lists its product as uncharacterized. Gene Ontology annotation, biological process: DNA integration. The transcript is spliced from 2 exons. The coding region runs from base 1 to 792 and encodes 263 amino acids. The record is from RefSeq and is a predicted model, not a curated record. NCBI's taxonomy places the organism in Eukaryota, Metazoa, Porifera, Calcarea, Leucosolenida, Sycettidae. Gene Ontology annotation, molecular function: nucleic acid binding.